Molecule: messenger RNA, 2655 nt
Organism: Phytophthora sojae
Lineage: Eukaryota; Oomycota; Peronosporomycetes; Peronosporales; Peronosporaceae
Exons: 5
Coding region: 1-2655 (884 amino acids)
Molecular function (GO): protein binding
Source: RefSeq, a predicted model, not a curated record
AUGCCCGGGGUGAAGAAGCCGUCGAUCGAUCGAGAGGAACGUCGUGCAUGGCUCGGUGAGCAGCUUCAAGAGCGCCAGAAGCAGCGCGACCGCGACCGAGAGCAGCAACUUCAAGCUCUGGAGCUCGAGAACGAGCGACUAUGGGCCCCAUUCGCUCAGGAGGCCAAGCACACAGGAGAGCUCAACAUCGCGUGGAAAGAGGCCCGUGGGUUCUUCACCUGGGAGCGGGUGAUGCCCUUCCGUGACCUCCUGGCGCUGAGGAUCACGGGCCACAACCUGCUGGAGCUGCCCGAGAACUUACCAGCAGCUCUUCCGUCGCUAGAGACCCUUUCACUAAUCGCAGACGGACUCGAGCGACUUCCAGAAACCAUCGGAGCACUAUCACGCUUGACGGAGCUGGAUCUGACCAAGAACCGACUGCGGGAGCUGCCCGACUCUCUCACAAAACUCACGGGGCUCACCGCCCUCAACUUGUCCUGCAAUGCUCUGGAGAAGCUUCCCGAGGAUUUCGGAAAACUUGUCAAGCUUGACAAACUGUGGCUCGAACGCAACGCCUUGACGCAGCUUCCAGUGUCCAUCGGGGGCUGUCGAAGUGCUCGAUGUGCCAACUUCAGUGCCAAUAAACUCACGGAGCUGCCAGAGACGAUCGGAGAGUUGACCGCGCUUACAACGCUGACGCUCAACUUGAACGAGCUGCAGGAACUGCCGGACGCUGUGGUUUUUCUGCCCAACUUGCGGGUGCUUCACGCGUCUCGGAAUCAACUGCUCAAACUACCGCGAGCUAUUGGCGAGAUGCAGGCGCUUCGAGAGCUGCGACUGGACUGGAACUGCAUCCAAGAGCUUCCCUUCUCCUUUCGUGCGUUGACGGGCUUGCAGGUUCUCUGCAUGGAGCAGAACCCGCUGCGCUUACCCACCAGCGACGUCGUAGCUCGCGGCGUCCCCGAGACGCUGCGCUUCAUGGAGAAAGCCCUCGUGGAGUUCCAGAGAAGCAGCAGACGAGAAGUUGUCGAAGCCCUACAACAACCCAACUGUGAUCGUUUAGCGCCACAGGGCACCAGCAGCGAGCUCAAGUUGUACGGCAUCGUCUGGGAGAGUUUCUUCUCUGAGCUGCUCCCGGCCAUCGAACGCAAGCAAGCGCUCGCACAAGCACCUCCAACGCCCUUCUCGCAGCGUUUCUCUCCUGAGGAAGUCGAAGACGCACUCUUGAACUACGACGACGAGUUCGGCAUGGCUUGUGUCGCUGGCGGGGGAGAAGUUCCAAGUGUCCCCAUCGAGUUUCGUCGCUGUGCGUGUCUUGAUCCAGUGGCUCUGUGUGAACGAGGCCAGCGCGUCCGGAAGGUUUGUCUGCCGAGAACAGCGCCGUAUCGAUGUCAACGCCCUGGGAGACUGCUGCGCGCGCAGAUGCUCACCAAAGAGCAAGCUCAAGACCAACUCGCCAGCAUCUACCUACGUGCCAAAGUGGCUCGCCUCGUCCAGAAGACGCAGAGACGCGCUAUCGAGUACAUCAACUCCACCUUGGGCGUGGCUCACUUUGAGCGUACAGCUCGCGUUUUGGCUCACGAAAUGGUUCAGCGGCGUAGACGACUGCGUAAACUCUACAAGAAGUACAUGAAGAACCAGCGGCACGUCGACGCUCGACGAGAGAAACUCCAUCGGAAGAUUGAGGCCUUUCAACGCGCGAAGGAGGCGCGGAUGAAGACCACGCGGGAUAAGUGUUCACGGCUUGAGAAGGAUCGAGAAGCGCUCGAGCGUGAACGUGACGCCGCCGCUGGCAAAGACAAGGGAGGCGCGUUGGCAGCAGCGAAGACCAAGAAGCUGAAUAAGCUGGACAAAAAACUUUCCAAGUUGAGAUCCGAGCUGGAGGACGGGGAGGCAGAGCUUGGGCCUGAGAACGGGAAGAUCUACGAGCUUGAGCUAGCGAUCGAAGGCCUUGACAUGGAAGAGCAGAAGCUUGUAACAGCCACGGAGAAAGCUCGAGCGCGCGAGAUGAAUGCCGCCAUCGGAGAUGAUGAAGACUCCGAAGAAGAGGAAGAAGAAGCCCCGGAGACGGAGGCCUCGCGCGUGAGCUCAUCAGCGCCGACCGAGGCUCCAGGCACCUCGUUCUUCCAAAUCGACAUGCCGGAUCUGAGCAUCGACGACUACCGCAUCGCAGCCGUGAAAGCACCGAGCUUCAUCAUGCCCCUGGAUGUCCCCGAAGAGGAACUGUUCGAGCUGUUCCAGACGCAAAUCCGAGACUCGUACGUGGAGAUGCAGUGCACGAAGGUGUCGCAGCAGGCCACCAAGGAGUUUCUCCAGAUGCGCGCCGUUCUUCAGAGAUGGCGUGGACUUGGUACUCGAGCGGUGUUCGAAGCUUGGCACGAGGUGGCUCGAGCCAGUCGCUUGGACGCCAACGCCGUGAAGGCCCGUCUCGAGCGGAAGAAGCUGCUGGAGAAGCAGAACCGGGAGCUUGAGGAGCAGCUCGCACGUAUCGAAGCCAGACGUUGGGUCCUGCGCACCGACAUGUACACGGACGCCAUCUACUACGAGAAUGAGACAACCGGUGAAACCCGAUGGGAGCCGCCGCAGUUCUGGGCGGAAGAGCAGCAGAAACAGCAAAAGGAGCGACAAGCUGCGAGCUUCGCAAACGUACCUGUGCUCAAGCUUCCUCCGAUCUAG